GCGAUCUUGUCUCUGUGGUGGUGGCUCGCGUCAUGGAUCGCGAGGCAACAAUUGCACUUGCACGGCUGAUGCGGUGCGUUUGUGGCAUCCUCACAACAGUCCAGUUCGCGAUCGACCACAGCGAUGUGCGUGAGCUACACCAGAGCUUUGCAGAGGCGACCAACUCCUCCCUCCAUCGAGCACGGGUUCAGGGUGAUGAGCCCACGGCGUUGCCGACGCCGAGCCGUGGACAUGUGCUGCGGAGAGAUGAAGGCCAUGGAGGUGCAAUCCAUCCUGAUGAAGAAGGUCAAGAUCUGCCGGAGGA
This is a messenger RNA of Durusdinium trenchii, 304 nucleotides long. Lineage: Eukaryota; Dinophyceae; Suessiales; Symbiodiniaceae. The record is from the annotation of a GenBank genome assembly.